UUUAUUUAAUUAUUCAUCCACGGGUAGUCUCACAAUCGUACAGUAUUUGUCAUGUAAUAGAAGCAUUAAUGAAAGUCAUCCAAGACUAAAACAUCCAACUGGAUUGUAUCGUUUGCUGAUAAAUCGGUUUUUAGCUCUAUAUGAUUAACUGUUCUGUGUUUAGAAAAAAUCAUGCCGUUCGAUUGCACUCGAAAAGCUACUAAUAACCACCCUCUUGAAGUCCAUUGUAAAUGUGCGCGUAGAAACGUGAUUUUGUCACGACCGAUUAGUUGGUAGACUUGAAGUGAGCAAAGGUACGUCUUGUGAGCACUUCGAUCUACAGCAUCUUUGUUUUGAAGGGGGUAGGGUGAUGGCGGCUGCAAGGAUUGUGUGGGAACAAGUGAAAUAACUGACAUCUGACGCAUGGUGUUUGUGUGGGUGGAACUUGGGAGUUGGUGUUUACCACGGACAUUACCUUCGUGACAUUCACUGAUUAAGUGUUCGAAGCGGAGGCUCUGUAACCAUGCUGACUGCUCGCGCACGUCGAUUCCUAUCCAAAAUAUUCAUCUGUGGUGUUCAGUUCACUUGUGAUUGAGUGCAAUAACGAAAGAUAUUAGGUGACUGUGUUUUUUGCAGUCUUCCAAACGACACGGUGAAUCUAUAGCAUCUAGCACGGACUCUAGAAGUGGCGGUCUUUAACCUGGGGGAAACUGAUUUUGACGCACUGAUAAUUAAACUGGUAAAAUGUCAGACGACGAGGAUAAGCCACCAGCACCUCCUGUUAGACUGACAAGCAAUAGGGGCGAUUCCACUCCGAAUUUACCGGUAGAUAUGCGACCCCUUCCGAAAGAACCAGACUCUGAAGACAGGAAGAAAAAAAUGUUGAAAGGAAAGAUCAAGCAAAAAGCUAAGGAAAACGAGAAACCUAAUAUAUCAUACCCAACGAACUUUGAACAUACAGUGCAUGUGGGAUUUGAUGCAGUUACAGGCGAGUUUACGGGUAUGCCAGAAGCAUGGGCAAGGUUACUGAUGAGUUCAAACAUCAGCAAACAGGAGCAGAAGAGCAACCCACAAGCUGUGUUAGAUGUUCUCAACUGGUUUGAUAACUCAAGCAAAGAAACCAAGGGUUCAAAGUACAUGACAACAACUAAAAUGGUUGCAACAGCUGAAUUAGCGCCAUCCCCAAGACCCAGUUUGCGGCAAGUGACUACGCAAUCUGGGUCAAGUCAUAGCCAGCAUAGCCUCAGCCAGCCCUCUAGUAGCAGCCCUUCAUCAACAACACCAGAUACAGAGGGAGGAGGAAAUGUCACUUCGGCCCCAACCAGCAGCGAGGUGGAUGAAGAACCUCCACCUCCACCUGUUGCUGCUCGACCAGAACGUACAAAAUCUAUAUACACCAAACCAAUAGAAGAGGAAACAACAGCAGCCCCAGCAGCUACAACAACAGCGACUACAACCACAUCAGUGGCUGCUGCACCACGCACAACAAAUGGCACACUGGACAAGAAUAGGAAUAAUAACGUCAGUGUAGGUGCUGGUGUAGAUGCAAGGACACCUAGUGAUAAAGCGCGUAAGAAAAAAAUGAGUGAUGAAGAAAUACUUGAAAAACUGAGAACUAUAGUCAGUGUUGGUGAUCCCAAUAGGAAGUAUACAAAGAUGGAGAAGAUUGGGCAGGGUGCAUCAGGGACGGUGUACACUGCUAUUGAGACUUCCACGGGGAUGGAGGUAGCUAUCAAGCAGAUGAACCUAUCACAACAACCCAAGAAAGAGCUUAUCAUUAAUGAAAUAUUGGUGAUGCGAGAAAACAAACAUCCCAAUGUUGUUAAUUACCUGGACAGUUACCUAGUUGGGGAAGAGCUUUGGGUGGUGAUGGAAUACCUGCCAGGCGGCUCAUUGACAGACGUGGUUACAGAAACUUGUAUGGAUGAAGGACAGAUUGCAUCUGUCUGCAGGGAAGUUCUUCAAGCCUUAGAGUUUCUGCACAGCAAUCAGGUCAUACACCGUGAUAUUAAAUCAGACAAUAUACUGUUAGGUCUGGAUGGCAGUGUUAAACUGACUGACUUCGGAUUUUGUGCUCAAAUCUCACCCGAGCAGUCAAAACGUACAACUAUGGUAGGGACGCCAUACUGGAUGGCUCCAGAAGUUGUAACUAGGAAGCAAUAUGGGCCCAAAGUUGACAUUUGGUCUCUUGGAAUUAUGGCUAUUGAGAUGAUAGAAGGUGAACCUCCUUAUUUAAAUGAGAACCCUCUCCGGGCCUUGUAUCUUAUAGCAACAAAUGGAAAACCUGAGAUAAAGGAGAAAGAAAAACUCUCUCAGAUAUUUCAGGACUUUCUAGAUCAAUGUCUUGAAGUGGAGGUAGAGAAAAGGGCAGCAGCCUCAGAGUUAUUGAAGCAUCCUUUCCUGAAAAUUGCCCGGCCGCUAGCAAGUCUAACACCUCUCAUAAUGGCUGCAAAAGAUGCAGCCAGGAAUCAUUAGAGCUGUAGACCAGGAACACAGCCGUAUGAUGGAACUUGACUUUUGACAUGCAGCGACCACAGAGCUUUAAGUAGAAGCAGUCGAUUGUGUGUUGUGCCACUGGGAACAAUUCUUGCAAUUCUGUGUACCUGGCUUUUUGUGCUGGGUGACAAGGACAUUUUUCACUUAGUGUAAAGUUUUGUUGUGAAUAUUUUUUGGAGAACCCAGUGCUGUGAGGUAUAUAGUCCACAGAGAAAAAUGAAUGUGACCCUCGAUGCAAAAGCUGAUCAUGGGUCUGUGCAGCUAAAUGCAGUUAUUUUACAUAUUUAAAUAGCUUUGCAUCUAGGCCACAUUUUUAUGCUGUGAUGCUGUUGAGAGAGAAUGGACAGUGCUGUAGUCGUGUGAGUAACUAAAAUGUGGAGCACAGAUCACGGGUGUCAGAUGUGUUCUUAUUUUUCUUCUUCCAACCAAAGAGGUGCAUUUAGAUUUAUUAAUGGUCAUAUGCAAGGUGUUUUUUGAAACAGUAAGGCUUCUGACCCAGGUAACAACUUGUUCAUGCUGGGUAAAUCUUUGAUUGGAAUGUUGCGGAGGUGCACUACGUUCUGUAAUCAAUAUUUUAAUGUGUGAAAUGAGAGAGCUGCUAUUUUAAGAGUACCAUUAACAUGUCGGUAACCAUAUUUGAGAUGUAGAUGUGUUAAGUUUCGUAUUCACUGCCUUUUUUUUCUUUACUUUUAAAGAUAAGUUCUUAUUUCCUUGACUAUUUUAGAUUGUAAUUUUGCAGUAAUACUAAAAACCAGUAUUAUAUUAUCUGUGUAGGAAAGGCAUCCCUAAAAGCUAGUAGUGUUACAUAAUUCUAUGAUAACAUUAUAGGAAGUUCAUUUUAUUACGGUUUUAAAUGUUUCUGGACAGUCAUAUCUCCAUCACACACUUCAAUUGUAUACAGAUUUUGGUAAAAGUAACGGAAAAUAGUCAUUCCGUGCUUCUUGGUGAACAACUUAGGGAUGCAACACAAUGACUGAAAAUGUGCCCUAGUCAUUAUCAUCAGCUGAAUUCUGAUGCUAGUACAGAAUUUUAUAAUUUUGACAAUGUGAGUGAAAGAUAAUUGCCAUUGCAUUCAAAAAUAUGUGAACAAUUUGGGACUAUUUUUUGCAAACAGCAAUAAAUGCAAAAUAUUUUUAUAUUUUGUCCUCUUGUGAUUAUAAUUUUUAAGCUGUUUAGACAGAAUGAUAAUAUAAUGUGAAAUGUUUUGCUCCAGAAAAAGAUCAUGUAAUAAACAUGAUAGGAACAGCUAAGAAUGUGAUAUUGACAUUUGUGAUUUCCUUACAGUGUUUCAAAGUCAGCAGUUUGAUUGUGCAGUGUGUGUUGUCUCUAGAUACAUUGGAUGACCAAGAGUGCACACUGUUCCUGCUGACUUGCUACUCUGUUUGAUGUGUUAGAGAAUAUUCACAACAAAAAUAAACAGAAUUUCAUGGCCUGUAAUUUAAUGGUUGCUCUGUAGUUCCCGUUCCUAGCAUUUGCAUGCACAGUACUGCUGUUCUACUUUCAGAAUAUCAUUUAGUGAUAAAGUGACUACCUUCAACUCACUUAAGACUUUAAAGACAAGAGAUGCUUAUUACAAAUAUAGAAAGUGUUCGGAAAGUAAUUAUAAUCAAGAAAAGUUAAUUACAAACAUGUUGUGCUGCUCUCUCUCUCUCUCUCUCUCUCUCUCUCUCUCUCUCUCUCUCUCUCUAAUCACUAGAAAGGCAGAAAUUUAAAAACAGGAGUUUAUCAACCAGAGUUCAUAUACAGUAGGAAAAGUACUUCCAUAACCAAAUUCUGAAUGUAAUUACUGUGGUGUUAGACACUUGUAUUAGUGAACUUGUUUUCUCUUACUACCCUCUACAAAGAUGCUUGCUGUCAUGUCUCUUGCCUUAUGAUGAUAUGUUCUGCAGUUUCUCAUUUGAGCUGAAGUUACAAACACUUUUCAUCCAGAAAAAGGUAGAAGUCCUCAGUGGCCAGUUUGAAUGUAGAAAUUGCACAUGCCUAAAUUGUUCAGGAAUAGCAGUUGCUUCAGCAUCAUGCAGAUAUGUGUGGGAUUGUGGAAGGUAUCACCUAAAGAUAAUCUUCCUCUGUUUUGGAUUUGUUGAAAUUUUAUUGGUGACAUGAAGUGUAUCUUCUGAUUUAUUGUUGUUCCCUUUUUUGUCAAAUUGACUUUUAGGUGACAGGUUGUUUAAGUGUAGCCACAAGACUGUUGGUACUCAAUGUCUUGAAUGUUUGUGGCAUGUGUAAAUAAUUUAUUCACAUUCACUACUGUGAUUGUACUCUGGUGUUGGGAAUUUGAAUGAAAUCCAGAUCCAACCUCCCCCUCGUAGCAUGGAUUAACAUUCACGUGACAGUCUGCUUUGUUAACAGGUUUCAAAAGUACCUUAAUCACAGUGAUAUUAUAGUGAGGAGAAUGUCAUAGAUCUAACUUCGUACUGUGAGUAAGCUCUUGUUGAUACAUUUUUUGAAGAAAAUAUUUAUGCCUGUAAACAAAAGUUGAUCAAAAGAUUGCCACUAUUCAUUCUGUAUCUUAAGAAAUUAAUUUAAUUACUUAAUACCCUUACCUACCUCCCAGUCGUGUUCAUGAUGUAGGGGUUUACCAACAUCUUAUAUCUUUCUCAACUUCCAUUUUAUUGUAAAUUCUUACCAUGUGUAAGGGUAUCAAAAAUGUCUUUAUGGAUGUGUUAACCUUCACAUACAGCAAUACAAUAUUACGAAAGAACACAGAACUUAAGAAAUGUGAACUGAAGCAUAGAACAUAUUGGCUGGAGUAAGUGGGAGACGAAUAACUACUUUAGCUCUGGAAUUCAGUAGUUUUUUCUCAAAGUAAUCUUAAAAAGAAAACAGUUGUACCAUAUAUUUUCAGAAAAUAAUUGUUUUUCUGUUUAUGUAUAUGCUUUAAUUCCAUGAAUGCACAAUCCAUAAGAACACACAACAGGAAUCGUGGAGUUCUACUCAGCAGUCAAUAAAAUUUUCAAUCAAAUCCUGUGGAAGGCAUGCUUCCUGGAUUGGGCUUCUAUAACACAUUAACAAAACUAUGGUAAUAACCCUACUGGCUGAGCGGUGGUCGCUUUUUGUGUAAGGGCUCAUUUCAUUCUCCUAAUAAUGUUGCUAACAAUACAACAUUGUUCAGUGCUUCCUUACAUGACCAAUUAUAUUGCAUUGUUGUGAAUUGGUUGUCAUUUUACUUUCAUUUGUGCUUAUGUUUCAUUGUAUGAAGUGUGAAAAAAAGUCUCCAGAUUAACUCAGUAGCCACUAGGUGCUUGCAGAAAGAAGAAAAAGGUCUUUCAUUUUUUAACUAUUUCCUGAAACUGGAAUUACAUUGUUCGAAUGAAAAUUAGUAGCCCGUGAUUUGAGUCAACGAGUGAGCAUUUAGUUUUAGCACCUAAAAUUUAAGGUGUCUGUUGCAAAUUUCAAUUGUGACAUUUUUUAAAAGUGACAACAGUUUUAUUUCUGCAUAGUUUUGCCAAAGUACCAGUAUUUGUGGUAUGAAAAUCUCAAAUAAUAACAGAGGAAGAUAGUCCUAUUUUCUUGAUUUCAGUAAGUCCAACUUAAGAUUGUGUUGUCUCCAAGACAAACACUAUCAUUAAUGCUUUCUGCUUCAUCUAAGCAAGAACAACAAAUAAAAGUAUUCAUAAAAAUGAAUUGAUUUCAUGUAAAUGUAUAGAUAGGCAAAUUCAUAGCCUCUCUCAUUACACCACAGAUCAUAAGGGGCUGACAGAUGCUGGAUUUCUCUGUGGAACCUGUUUCAAUGAAAUACUAGUGUAUGGAUUAUCUGGAAAAGGAGUAAUUUUAAUCAAAGGAGGGUGAGUAACUUGAAACUCACAAAGUGAAUCCUCUCCUGUUUUUAUUCAAAUUUUCUUCAUACAGAGAUCUGAUCAUGGAUGCCACAGGUAAUUGCUGGGAAAUAUAUGACUGGAUUAGACUUUGUGUACAAGAAAAUACAAAAGGAAAAUGCUAGAAAGAGUCACACCACAUCAGAAAGAAAACUGUAAGGUUGAGACUGAAAUUAACCCAUGCGACCUGGUUCCCUCUUUCCCAUAAGUGCUGUAUCUCUUUCUUAUGUGCUGAAUUUUCUCAACAGAGAAUCCGAUCGUCCAAACAUGAGAAAUUGUUUAAAUAGAUUUAGUGUAAUCCACUUGGUGCUUUUUCUUUCAAUAAUUGUCUUCUUUUGAAGUGAUGUUUGUACAUUGAUUCUCAUGCCUGGUAGCACAGCUUACAGCAAGAACUGGGGGGAAAUCUGUGUGAUGUUGAGAGAUCGAUUUGACAGUUAGUUUUUUAGAAUCAUCGCUAUAGAGAAUAUAGGUUGCAAUUGAUUAUGUGAUAGUAUAAAUUCUCUGGUGCUCGUCUGAAAUGUUAUGCAGCAUUUCAAUAAAAAGCAAGUGAACUGCAAAUUAAGUGAUUAUUAUAACCAAAACAGGACAUAGUACAUCUAGUUUCCUUAACUUUCAACAUGAACAAUGUUGUCCUUACGGAGAGGAGGUGACAUGGUGCAGCUAUCAAACUCAUCCACUUUUCAAUCCUUUCAGUGUACUCUGAAUGCAUAUUUUUUCCCCAACUCCAUUUGCUAUCAUAUUCUUAUUGGAUCUUAUACUGGCAGACAAAACACUGUCUGGUGCUGAUUCCAGUUUAUCCUAUUGAGUCUUAACACUUUCUUAGUUUAAAAUUAUUGUUGCUGUCCUAUCCAUGUCCGAAACUAGGGGUGCAAUAAACAAUGCAGUGUAUGUUUAUGAGUGGUAUAGUGUUCAUAGUGUUAUUGAAACCUUUUCCUUGUUUAAAAGCUUUUUUAAAACUGUUAUUCACCCUAUUUCUAUUUUUAUUCCUCUCUUCAGUUCAUGUUUGUGUUCUGCACUGUUAGAAAUAUGAGCUGUGGUAGAUACUUCACUCAGGAUUCUACCGUGAUACGUAAUAGGUAACUCAGUAAUUGGAUAAAUUGGACCUUGCGAGGUUUUCUGCGAUGCUUGUUCAGAUUCAUAGACCAUGGCCCUUUAUAUUUUGACUUCCGGUUUAUAAAUUUGUUUGUACAGGUAAAUACUGCAACACACACUUACCAACUUAGCUCUCUUUGAGUCCAUGAGAUUUAUUGUUUCUUUGUGAAGUUCUGUCAAAUAGUUUCUUUGUGUUGUCCUGUCGCAUAGUUCCAUCAUUUUAGAUUAGAUUAGAUUCAGUUUUUGUUCCAUAGUCCCAAAAAACGAGAUGAUUCUUGUAGGUGUGGAACAUGUCACAAUUGCGAUCUAUUCGUUGCCACAAGAUGAUGAUCUGUCAUUUUGCUUGAUCAGAUUUCUUAUUUUGCAUCAAAACAUGGUUUACAUUGUUGCAUUAAAUAUUCAUAAAUUUGAAACGCCGAAAUGCUGCAGGAGGCACAGACAUACAUUUGUAUUUUUGAUUAAUGAUGUCAACCCUCUCUGCCAGUUUUAUCAUUAACUAUCCUGGUUGUAUAUUAAACUGUGAACCAGUCUGAUGGCCUUAGCUGUUUUUUCUUCUUUUACCUUACUGCCAUUCACCUUAUCUAAAUUCUUUCAUGUAUUAAUUGGCUAUCGUCAGUAGCCAAGAACUGUUAUUAAAACUGCAGUUUCCCAUUUUUAUUUUUUAUUGCUUUUGGUAUUCAUUUUUCUCCAUCCACUAUUUGAGCAUCCAGUCUUAAUAACUUCAAGUGCUGAGUGUCUGAUGUCAGCAAGUGCCUUUCAAAAGUGAAAUAAGUCCAUUGUAAUUACUUUCUUGUUUAGUGUAAUAUUAUGAUAGUAGUAUCUGAUAUGCUAAAGAUGCUAAUAUUUCUGCACAAGACCAUCUUGGAUGUGAAAGAAACGAUGGUAAUCUGUUGUUUUGUGAGAACAGUACCAUUACACUCAGGUGGCUUGCGAGGAGGUUGUCCCCUUUCCCUCCCUUAUUCUCUCUCUCUCUCUCUCUCUCUCUCUCUCUCUCUCUCUCUCUCUCUCUCUCCCUCCCUAAUUAGUUGCAUGUCACAAUAUCAUAAAAUACAUUAAUAUUCUGUUAUUAUUUUUACUUUAAAUACCUUCUCUGAACUGUCAUAACAACCGUCCAUUCCCUUUUAUAGACUUGUACUUCCCUACAUGUCGUGUUAAAGGAAGAUUUGCAUACACAUUUUUGGUUAUGGAGCUUUUGAUGAUUUAUUUAUCUUUAAAAAGCCUUGCACCACUUUGAAAGCAAAUAGUGGUUCUGUGUGUAAUAUAAUAAAUAAAGCUGGAAAUUUCCUGUUCAAAGUAUGUUGCCUCCUAACACUUUAGUUAUGUAGUGGUGUAAGUUUAACGGUAUUAGGCCUUAACAUAAAUUGUUAUAUUUGCACAGUCCUCUGAAGUUCCAGUAGACAACAUAACAUUAUUAUAUGAAAAUGUAAUGUAAUGUAAUUUUAUGAAUAUGUACAUUGUCAGUAAUUUUGGAGAAUAUUUUCAGCAAUUUUAUAAACUCGUUUGUGUAAAAUAUUGCUUCUAUAUUGGGAGUUGUUGACCUUGCAUGAAAUAAAUGUAAAUUGAGUGUCAGAUGCAUAUGUGAAGUAAUCUAUAGUUUAACACGAACAGUGACUUCCAGUAUUAAUAGUCAGCUCUAUUGUGGUGAAUUUGAUACCAACAAUUUAAUCUUUGAAACUGGUAUGUGAAUUUUAUUCAGUAUUAUUAUUUACAAAGGCGCUGCUCUUCUUCCUUUCCUUCUUAACUGGUAUCACUAGUGAUGUAAGUAUUUCAUUUACAGUGAGAGAAUAAGUGUAAUAUGUUGUAUGUAAAGUAAAGUAAAGUAAUGUAGUAGUGCUCUAAUCCGUGAUCUGUGCACUAUGUCAGGCUGUGCUUGGAGGCAUGCACAUUGUUGGUUAAAAGCUUAAUUCUUAUGUCUUGAUUGUUAAGGGUGGUGUGUUUAAUGACAUGGCCGGGAUGCGAUGAAUAUCUCAAUUUAGAAGGUAAUAAGCUGCUUCUUACACAGAAAUGUACUGAUGUACACUGUAAAGAAUCAAUAUUAUUAUCUUAAGAGUACUAAAGAUAGUAACUUCAUCCACAUUUUGGUAACUAGAUAAAAUAUAUCUUGAUAUUUGCAAACAAUAUGUAUUUCAUGAUAUGCACACACAUUUUUACACAUUGUACCUUUUAUAAUAAUCAAUACAGGAAAAUUUCCAUCCUCUUUGGUAACUGGAACUAUGAUGCGUAAUGAUAAUGCAGUGAAAGUGUAAGUAUUCAUGGUUUUAUCAGGACAUGUAAAUCUAAUUGAUCAGAUGAAAAGUGAAGAUAAUAGGAACAAAUAUUUGGCUUUAAAGUUGCCAAAAAUACAGGGAAUGAGAAGUGAACUUGAAAUUUGAGGUGUUUAACACCAUAUUGUACGCAGUUUAUAUGUGCAUGUUUAGGGGCCCAAGGGAUGAGAUAUAACAAGUGUGCGGUCUGAAGGGAGAUGGAUAAUGUAAAUUAUGUUGUAAACGUGGGGUAAUGAAGUGUAAGGAUAGUUAACAAAAACUGGGAUAAGAUUACCACUCUUUAAACCUCCUAGCUGACACUUCCUACAUCUCGAGUACCCUUGUAUGUUCUUGUGGUGAACUCCCUUGGGCCUUGAAAUGUUACAAUAACAGUGGAAUGUAUAGAAGUAUUUUGUACAAGUUAGCUUGUUGAUUUGGGGGAGGGGAAACUGUGAUGGACCAGGAUGGUUGACUUAUUGCUGACCUUUGAUAGGCAGUGCUCUUCCAGUUCAACACCCAAGUGUGUGCUGCAGGCUGACUGAAACUUUCAACUUGCUGGUGGCUCACUCUAUUUCGUUCUAAACAUUCCGCAGCCAGAAGAACACUAGCUGCAAAGGCAGAUCAAUGUAUGAGCCUCAAUUCAGCCUUGAUCUUAAACUUGUAUGAAUGAUUAUUGCAGUAUGCAGUCCGUCAAUAUGAAAAUGUCAUCUAACAAGCAUAAGUUUAAUAAACAUAGUAUAAGUUAAUUUUUUCUCUGCUGCAGCAUAUGCAUUAGAAUGGACAAUUGUGGAAAUUGGAAGAGUGUGUAGGGAUGGCUCAGAAGACACGCAAUGAGACCCAGACUGGUAUAUGACGUAAUGUUUCAAAAAACUUACGUGUUGCCAAAGUGAAAUAUCCCUUUAUAACAAACAGUAGGCUGUGGGUGAAUUAUUUUCAGCAAUGGAUUGAACCUGAUCUUUCCCAGUAGUUUGUGCAGCAUUUAUCUGUGUGAUGAGAAAUCCACUAUUCUUAAAAAUUUUGGAAAUUGUAUUAUUUGCAUCAUUGUGCUGUCAUUAACUGUUUCAUGGUUCCAUUUGUCAUUUGACAGAAUAGUCUUUCCACAUUCUUCUUUGAAAUUCUUCCAUACUUUAUUUUUGUCUUUCUAUGUGAAUGCACUGGCUCUGAUUCAAUAAAGCAUUGUAUUCAUGUGAGCGAUAUUAAAAUUAGACUUCAGAAAUCUAUAUGAACAUAAAGUUCAAUAAUUGGUUAUUACCUAUUGAAAUAUAUAGUAGAAAAAUCUACUUUUAUAUAUGAUGAUGUGCCAUUAUAUUUUUUAACCUUGUGUGAAACACGGUCUUUCUAAGGGUGAUUUACUUGUGUUCAUUUGCUUUGUGUAACAACCUGUGUGCUAAACAUUUAACACUUCCUGUCAAGCAGUGGUGAAAUUAAUGUUGAAAUAUUUUUGUAAGCUAUGCUGAAGGAAGUUUUGGAAUUAUAGUCAUGAACAACAAUCUUUGGGUUAAGCCACAAGCAAUAACAUAAAGUACCUGUUGGUUGAAAAUUCUUGGUGAAAACACUGUUUGUGUUGUGUAUUGCCAGCUAAUUUUCCAAAUAAUAAAUAUAGCCUGCUUUCAUUUAUCUUAUAUAAUUAUUAAUGCAGUUGUUGUAUGAGGCUUUUGCUCAACACAAGCACAAUUUGUUAACCUCAUUGUACUAUUUUAGGAAACGUUACAGCAAAAACCCAGGCAGUUGCCACUGUAGGACCAUUGAAACUGAUGCCCUAAUUUGGAAAUUUAUUAUAAUUAUUUUCUAAGGAACAAAACACAGCUGCUGCAUAACCCCAAAAACUGUACAACCAUAGCCAUAAAAAAAACCUCUGAUUUGCUUGCUGUUGAGAUUGAUUUAUGAUUAGUAAAAUAUUGCAUGUGUCGAAUUGCUCACACUGCUUGAAGCCUUAGGAAACAUUGUUACAUGAUAAGAUGUUAGGUUGUGCAGGAAGCAAAUGAACGUUAACUCAUCUGUUGAUUUGAGGCAUACUGAUUAUAAAGAUAUUUUAGUAGUCACGAACUGUGGUAAUCUUACCAAGUAGAUACUCAAGUUCAUAACUGAAUGAUCUUGCAGCAUAUUCCUUAUUAAGUGUCAGUUUUUGUGGAAUGUUUCCAUGUUAAGAGGUAGAGACUGCAAAUAUUUAAAGUAAGCAGCAAGGUAAAUAUCUACCAGUCCUUAAUGUAAAAGCACUGUGUUAAUGGGAUUACAAACAUCUAAAAUGACAAUAAGGAUUUUCUUUUUAGAAUAAUGCAGUUGUAUUAUUUGGAAAUUGUUUUGAGGAGAGGUCUGAAAUACAAAUAUUAAGAAUAAUUUGGUUAUUUGUUUGUAGUCUUGAAGUCUAUAAUUGCAGUAUGUAACAUUUGUCUCAUGUAACAUUGCAGUCCUGGCCAGUGUCAUUGCUUGGUCAGAUUCAGUAUAGUUUUGUGCCUCUAAUAAGAUAAGAAAUUCCCUACUAGAAGAAUUUAAUGAUAAUAGAUUAGUUUACUUAAUACAGUUUACAAUGAAUUACAAAAAAUCAGAAUUGUCAGCAGAAUAAUCGAUAAAUUGUCUACUGAAGACACUUUAUAAAGACAACCGCGAAUCUGUACAUAGACAGCAAUAUUUUAAAUUGUUAAUUGCAUUCAGUGCCUGACCAAAGUUUUAAGGCCUCAUUUUAUAAAAAUUUUAUUUGAAUUAAAUAUGUGGUAUUUCAUACUUACGGAAUUCAUAGUGCUAUUUUUUAUUAUAUCACCAUAUUUCUGUUUGUUGUCAGACUUUUCAAUUUAUGACCAAUUAUUUCAAAAUAAGGUUUUGUCAUAGGUUCAUAAUUUUUUUGUGUGUAGAUGCUAUAUUUGCUUCAGAUUUUGAGUAUUUUGAAGUUGAGUCUGAUGGUUUUGUCACAUUGUAACUUAUUUGACAAAAGAAGGCAUGUUAAUACAUUUAUUUAGAUUAUGUAUACUAAGACCAUAUUAUUCAGUUGCUCAUGUGCAUAUUGCACAUGUUUGCUAUCAAUUAACAUGCCUCACAGGUGGUGUGGAUAAUGUUUAUUUAUGUAUGAGUGAAGAGCAUGAUUGAUUUCACAUUUGUUAGAAAAUUUGAUGAGUUAUUGUGUUCUUGUUUUUGUAAGCACAUUGUGUAAGUAAAAGUGGUGAAUGCUGAAAGAGCAAUUGAGAUAUAUUUUCUUUUUUUAAUUGCUACUGACCUUCCACUGAAGAAUGCUCACUGCUUUCUUUGAAUAUCACACUGGAUUUAAUUUUCUUGUUUAAUAUUUUGUUGAUAGUUGGAAAUAAAAUAAAACUUCAAAACAAUUUAUAUGAUGAAAGGUACGUAUUGUUAUAAUGAAAGAAAAAAGACACAUUGUUUAUUUAAAUAGAACAAAAAUAUAUAUUGGAGUUCUAUUUUGGCACAAAUAUUAAUCUCCUGUUUUGCUGAUUCAUAAUUACUACAGUUACUUCUAAGAAUGUUUGAAGCAACAAUACACAAUAGUAUCUGACUGUCUUAAAAGUCUUAAAAUUAUUCUUUAAUUUUGAAAUGAAUGUUGUAGACAUCUGUGCCUUAAGACAGGAGGUAAUUCUUGUUGUAGAGAGUUCAUUAAGUAAAAUUUGUGUCUAAUAAUGAUUUUAGCCAUGGAGACAAGGGCUUAGUAAGUGUAUAAACUGAAAUAAAGAGCUGAUUUCUGCAGGUAUGUUUCAUGUGACUGAAUGUAAGAAUUUUUUGUUGUUUGUCGUGACAUCUUCAGCGUACAUAAAAUCAUCAUAAGCAUAAUACAGUCUCUUCGAUUGUUGAUAAUUUUUGGUUUCUUUCAAUAUCUUAAGAAAAAUAUACUGGAAAAUAAAUUUCAAUUAAUAUUA
This is a messenger RNA of Schistocerca gregaria, 13482 nucleotides long. RefSeq names its product serine/threonine-protein kinase Pak (gene Pak). The transcript has 10 exons. NCBI's taxonomy places the organism in Eukaryota, Metazoa, Arthropoda, Insecta, Orthoptera, Acrididae. The coding region runs from base 724 to 2454 and encodes 576 amino acids. Gene Ontology annotation, biological process: regulation of MAPK cascade; intracellular signal transduction; protein phosphorylation. Gene Ontology annotation, cellular component: cytoplasm. Gene Ontology annotation, molecular function: ATP binding; protein serine/threonine kinase activity. The record is from RefSeq and is a predicted model, not a curated record.